Messenger RNA from Oppia nitens, 1281 nucleotides. RefSeq lists its product as uncharacterized. NCBI's taxonomy places the organism in Eukaryota, Metazoa, Arthropoda, Arachnida, Sarcoptiformes, Oppiidae. The coding region runs from base 187 to 1281 and encodes 364 amino acids. The record is from RefSeq and is a predicted model, not a curated record. The transcript has 3 exons. Gene Ontology annotation, cellular component: membrane.
UCAUUUGGCACAUUCACUAUAAUCAAUAUAUUAGUUGUACUGAUUAUCAGUUUUAUACAAACGUGUCUUUGUAUUGUACUAAACAUCUCUCGAUCCGAUGAAAGGRUAAAGAAAUUAGUUAAAAAAUCAUACUUUCAUAGUCUUCUCUAUACAUACCUGCUCUCAUCGUUGGUUAUAAUACCGGCAAUGCUUAUCUAUACCAUGUAUUUUAGUAAUACAAUGUUUUACGAGUUUGCCAAAGGAUUGUUGGUUAAAAUGGACGCUUAUUUUACCGAUUUGAUCGACAAAGAUAUCUUUGAUGAACUACAGCUAUCAUAUCAAUGCUGUGGAGCUCAUGAUUAUAAGGAUUGGGCAAAGAUUAUGACAACCAAAACCAUUAAUACUGUGCCAUUCAGUUGUUGUAAAUUCAAAUAUUUGGAUUUUUGUCUAAACGAUGAUAUCAAAGGUCUUAGAGUUCAUUCAAUCAACUCUAKGGGUUGUGCCCAUCGUAUUGAGGAAUUCAUAUCAUUUCAAUUCGACAUAAUUACCAGUCUAUGGCUGUCGCUAUUCAUUGUUCAUAUCGUUACACUCAUCGGCUUUCAAUACUGGAAGACAUCGACAGAGUGGGCUAUUAAUGUCAAAGGAGGUCCCAAACGAUCGGGUCGGGGAUGGCUUGUCGUUCCCUUUAUUGGUUUAUAUAGAGAUUUGAGAAAUGUUUAUGAAAAGGAUAAACAACGUCGAGAUGAAAGACGGACUCUCUUAAACAAACGGUCAGAACAAACAUUACCUGACAAUACCUUUCCCAAUGAGGAAAUGUCCAUAAAUGCUAACAAAUGGAAAUUUGAAAAUAUUGAAUCAUURCCCCCACMCAAUACCAUGGAUAUGCCCGAAGCACCUGAACAGUCACCUCGAUUACCAAACUAUGAUUUCUGUCCAGAUUGUGAUGAAUUUUUGACAAUCGAUAAAGAAAGACAUAUUUGCGCCAAAGCUAAAGGUUUGGUGGCAAUACAUGGCUCACAAUCAAGUGAUGACAACACAUCCGAUAAGACAUAUUUGUCUUCAGAYGACGAAAGUUUGUUUGAUAUUAAAAACGAUUGGUUGGCUAAUAGAGAUACAGUUAACUAUAAUAAAGAUAACAACACCGAUAAAGGCGGUGGCGGUGGCGGAAGURCCGGUGCUAAUGGUGGAGGAAAAAUGCAAACAAACGAAAUUAAGACCGAAGAAGACAACGAAAAAGAUGAAAAACAAUUACCAAAACGACAGUUUAGGGAAAGAUAUUUUAUACUCAAAGAAAUCAGAUAA